Messenger RNA from Theileria equi strain WA, 1401 nucleotides. Its product is annotated as protein kinase domain containing protein. Gene Ontology annotation, cellular component: nucleus; cytoplasm. The transcript is spliced from 2 exons. NCBI's taxonomy places the organism in Eukaryota, Apicomplexa, Aconoidasida, Piroplasmida, Theileriidae. Gene Ontology annotation, molecular function: ATP binding; calcium/calmodulin-dependent protein kinase activity; calmodulin binding. Gene Ontology annotation, biological process: protein autophosphorylation; peptidyl-serine phosphorylation; intracellular signal transduction. The coding region runs from base 1 to 1401 and encodes 466 amino acids. The record is from RefSeq and is a predicted model, not a curated record.
AUGGCCAUAGUGAGAAAGUAUUCCAACUUUUCGGAUAGCUACUCGAGAAUUAAAAAACUUGGGGGUGGAGCCUAUGGAGACGUUUAUCUCUGCAAACAUGACGUAUCACAGCAGGAAUGUGCUGUAAAGGUCAUAAAUAAGCAACACCUUGGAAGUACAAACUCGUCAAUAUAUUCGGAGGUCGGAGUUUUGAAAAAUAUGGACCACCCAAACAUUGCAAGAUUGUACGAUUUUUUUGAAGAUUCACAGGCAUGUUACAUUGUAAUGGAUGUCUGUUAUGGUGGAGAAUUGUUUGAUGAAAUUGUAAGAUGUGGACAUAUGAGUGAGCAAAAGGCUUCUUUAAUAAUCAAACAAGUUUUAUCUGGCGUGAAUUAUCUACAUAAAAAUGGUAUUGUACAUAGGGAUCUAAAGCCAGAAAACUUACUCCUGGAUGCAAAGGAAUCACAGGAAAUGCAGAUUAAAAUUGUGGAUUUUGGUCUAUCUACCAAAUAUGUUGAGGGCAUGAGAGAAAAGAUGGGAACUGUCUACUACAUUGCCCCGGAAGUUCUAAAAAAAGAUUACAACGAAAAGUGUGAUCUGUGGUCAGUUGGUGUAAUAUUGUAUAUUUUACUCUGUGGAUAUCCACCAUUCGGUGGAGAAACUGAUGAAGAAAUCAUUUCAAUGGUCGAAACUGGUAAAUUCUCAUUUAAUAGUGCUGAGUGGAAUGAUGUCUCAAGUGAUGCAAAGGACUUGAUCAAUCGUUUGCUUACAUUUGAUCCUAAAAAGAGGCCAAGUGCAGAACAAGCACUGAGGCAUCCCUUCAUCUGCAAGUUCUCUACAGGUUCUUUACUUAAUGAGGACGCUGCAGUACAUGCUGAUUAUCUGCACAACCUCAAAAAAUUCAGAAAAUCGGAGAAACUUGCAGAAGCUGCAAUGCUUUUAAUUGCAAAUCGAUUUACAAGCAACGAAGAAGUUAAAGAAUUGUCGAAAUUAUUCACGGAAUUGGAUAUAAAUGGAGAUGGGACAUUAGACAGAAAGGAACUCAUUGCAGGGUAUGGAAAGAUCCAGAAAAUGAGAAAUGAAUGCGAAAAGUUAAGUGCCAGUGAAGUUGAAAAGGAAGUAGAUUCGAUUCUUGAAGCUGUGGAUUUUGACAAAAAUGGCUUCAUCGAUUAUUCAGAAUUCAUCACUGGCUGUAUCGACAAAAACAAACUACUAUCAAAUGAACGACUAAAACUUGCAUUCUCAACAUUUGACACUGAUGGAUCUGGAAAAAUCAGCAAAGCCGAAAUUGCGUCAAUCUUUGGUAGGACAAAGAUUCCAGAUAACACGUGGAAUGCGAUAUUAGAUGAAAUUGACACCAAUGGAGACGGAGAAAUUGAUUUCGACGAAUUUGUCCAAAUGCUAAACAAAAUCACAGAAUAG